Messenger RNA from Biomphalaria glabrata, 8366 nucleotides. RefSeq names its product CCR4-NOT transcription complex subunit 1-like. The coding region runs from base 227 to 7441 and encodes 2404 amino acids. Gene Ontology annotation, biological process: nuclear-transcribed mRNA catabolic process, deadenylation-dependent decay. The transcript has 49 exons. Gene Ontology annotation, cellular component: P-body; CCR4-NOT core complex. NCBI's taxonomy places the organism in Eukaryota, Metazoa, Mollusca, Gastropoda, Planorbidae. The record is from RefSeq and is a predicted model, not a curated record. Gene Ontology annotation, molecular function: molecular adaptor activity.
UCCUUUCUCCUUUCAAGUCAGUCAAAAUCCAAACAUGGCCGUUCUGACGCCAUGUCGAGGGUCUUGAAUAUGUUGAACUAAAACGUGUGGCAUUCCUGAUGUUGGCCCAUACAAAAUCCCGUUUUGACUUUGAAAGAAAUAAAUUGCAAUUCAGAAAAUAUUUUUGUCGUUCAAAGAAAGCCUCAAAUGAGUUUUGGGGCUUUCGCCUUCAUGUGUAUGGAGUAAUAUGAAUUUGGACCCGCUUUCUUUUGCGUUAUCUGAAAUAAGUUAUACGAUAGCCAAUUUAACAAAGAAAAAUUACAAACAAAGUGUUGCUGCUAUAACAAGUCUUGUCAACCAGUACGGUGCUGAAGCCGAUAGGCAUCUCUUCAGGUGCCUUUUUUCACAUAUCGACUUCAGUGGAGAUGGUAAAAGCAGUGGCAAAGACUUGUAUCAGAUCCAAUACUUGAGUCAAGAAUUUAGUGCUCUGCUGACCAAACCAAACUUUAUUUCUAUUCUUUGUUAUUCUAUUGAUAAUCCUCUUCAACAACAAAAUAGCCUCAAGCCAUCAGCACAUCUGUUUUCACAAAUAAGUCGUGUCUUACGUUUGACUAGGGUACAGGAAGUUGCAGUUGGGUUAGCUCUCCUCAGCUCUUCCAAAGCAGAUAUUGUUAACUUUGCACUUCAGUUUGCAAAGCAGAAGUUGCCUGAGCUUAUCAGAUCUUACGUGGAUGUGGAUACAGGUCGUCAGGAGGGUGGACUCCAAGACUCUGAUAUUGAGAUACUUCACCUUCUGCUGUCCCAUCUAGUAACAGAAAGAGACCAACUUGGUAUUGCUCAAGAGACUUUAGACACCUUCUUAAAAACUGUCCGUCGAGAAUUUCCCAGAGAAAGAGUUCCAGCAAUUAUAAGUCCUUUUGUCUAUCCAACUCUAGAGGACAUAGCUGGGAAAAAACUCAGAGAUUUGGGAACCAUGAAAAAGAACAUGACUGAUAUAAGUAUUGCUGAUUUAAUGCUAGAAAGUGGAUAUGGUUGCACCAACAGUGUUGAAGAAUGCCGAAGCCUUUUCAAUCUAUGUGGAGCAAGGGAAGUUACAUCUGUUGCUGUUGCCCGCACCUUAGGAAUGAUGGCCCGCACGCCAACAACCCUCGGGGACCAUGUGCAACAGCAGACUGAUCGUCCGGAGAUUCCUGGAGUGUCAACAUGGAAUGUGGAUGUCUUUUUCCAAAUAAUCAAAGAAAUGAAUCCACAUCUUAAUUGGCGAGAAGUUGUGACAAGCUUAGAUUAUCCAAAAUUUAUUGUUUCCAGUAAGAAAGGUUUACGGCUACUAAUACAAGCUAUACAUCGAGGGCUUGGCCAGGAACCUUUCCCCAUUGAUCUGAUCUACAAACCAUGGAACAAUACUGAAGGACAGUUGUCAUUUUUAACUCAAGCAUUGAAAUACCCAGAUGUGUUUUGUCUUGCUGAUUUUAAAGGUGACACCCCUUCAGUAACGAUAGACAUUCUUAAGUCUGCACCAAAUGAAGAUGAUAGAGAAAUUUCAACCUGGAAAUGUCUGAGUCUGAUUGAAACACUGCUGCGUCUAUCUGACAAUGGACACCAUGCCCAAGUGUUUGAGUUGUUUAAAGCUCCUAUUGCCAAGUGCCCAGACAUUCUGGUGUUGGCCUUACUUCAAAUAACUCCGACUGUGAACAGAAUGAAACAAGAAAUCAUCUCGUCAUUAAUGCCAGUCUUUCUUGGACAACAUAGUAACUCAGCUGUCAUUCUUCAUUAUGCUUGGCACCAUCAGGGUCACUCCAGCAGUAUCAGGACUUUAAUAAUGCACUCCAUGGCUGAGUGGUAUAUGAGAGGAGAACCACAUGAUCAAGUUCGGCUUUCACGCAUUUUGGAUGUUGCCCAGGAUCUAAAAGCUCUCUCUAUGUUGCUCAACGCAUCUCCAUAUGCAUUUGUUAUUGACCUUGCUUGCUUGGCCUCAAGACGAGAGUAUCUGAAGCUAGACAAAUGGCUGAAUGACAAAAUUACAGACCAUAAGGAGUCGUUCAUCCAGGCUUGUGUUACUUUCUUAAAACGUCGCUGCCCUCAGUUGAUGGGUUUACCUGUCAAAGAAGAACAGCCUCAGGCCCGCAGUCAGCAGUUACCAUCAGAGACUGUCUUUACGAUGUUAAACUGCUUGAGAGUCUGGACCAUGCAUCUCAACCCAGAACUUGCUGAUGCUAUCAAUACAAUGCUCAACAAUGCUAGUGUAUAUCUAACUAAAGCCAGAGCUGCACCUGCUGGUCCCAUGCAAGCUUUAGGGCACAAACAACCUCAAUUUCCAGCUCAGAAUAUAGUCAACCAGCUGGAUAAUUUGAACAACAUAGGUGGAGUGCUUAGUCAGCCAGGCCCUGUGGGGCCCCCAGGGGCUCAAAACUUACCACAAGCCAUAGCCAGCCUAUCUUUGGGCCCUCCAGGAUCUCCGUCAAAGUCAUUCCAACCGAUGUCUCAACCUAAUGCGGCGGGCAUGAACUUUAACCCAAUGAUGAACAAUCAAAUGUCGACUGGCUUAGGAAUGCAAGCACCAAUGACUCAGGCAAUAGGACCUGGUCCAACUAGUGCAGGUCCUGGACCAAGGCCGCCUGUUAGUAAUUUAGCAGCACUCGGUCCAGCUAAUACAUCAACACCAAAACUAGGAUUGCCAAUAAGUCAGGAAAGGCUCGGGAACCGAACUGUCCAAUCAGGCAAUCCUGCUAGUGAUAUGUCCAACAUAUUCCCUGAAAUGACCCAAACUUUUAGCAAAGAAGUUGAAGAUAAGGCCAACACAUAUUUCCAACAGAUUUAUAACCAACCACCAGCUCCCACCAUGAGCAUUGAUGAAGUUCUAGCCAUGCUGAAAAAUUUUAAAGACUCCAUGGACAAAACAAAUAGGGAUGUAUUUGCAUGUAUGCUAAGAAACCUGUUUGAAGAGUACAGAUUUUUCCCUCAGUAUCCAGACAGAGAACUUAAAAUAACAGCCCAGUUGUUUGGUGGGAUUAUAGAACAGAAUAUUGUGACGUACUGGACACUUGGUAUAGCCCUGAGGUAUAUUCUAGAAGCUUUACGGAAACAACCAAAUACAAAUAUGUACCAUUUUGGAAUGAAUUCCUUGGAAAGGUUUAAAACUAAGUUAAAAGAGUAUCCACAAUAUUGUCAACACUUGGCCCAAAUACCUCACUUCAUGCAGCUACCUGCACAUCUGAUUGAGUACGUGGAGUAUGGAGCAAGGUCUCAAGAACCUCCACACCCACAAAUGCCUCACGGCAUGAUGAGUGAACUCAGUGGUCGGCCCAUGACCCCAGUCUCCUUGUUGCCUGGCCUUGUUCGUCCACCACCAAAUGACAAUAGCUCAAAUGUGCCACCGCCAUCACUUACUGCAGGGCCGUCUCUACCAGCAUCCACCCCGCAGACUACUGUACCCACCCAGUCUACGGCUGCACCUAUUGCAGCCCCCACCAGAGGAGCCACCUUUGCAAAACCUUCCAUUGCCACUGCUACCAAUAUAGACACACUUCUAGCUGGUCAAGGGAACAAUGAUGUCAUGGUGCCUUCAGAGGCUAUUCAAGACAAAGUAUUUUUCAUCUUUAACAAUUUGUCGCUGGCUAAUAUGAACCAAAAGGCUGAAGAACUGAAAGAAGUAAUGGGCACUGAUUACAUCUCGUGGGUGGCUCAAUACUUGGUCAUGAAGCGAGCCAGUAUAGAGCCCAAUUUCCACACGCUGUACUCCAACUUUGUUGAUGUCCUGGGCAUUGAGUCUUUGACAUCUAAAGUGAUCACAGAAACUUUUAGAAAUAUCAAAGUAUUACUACGCAGUGACAAAGGUGUGGCCAAUUUUUCUGAUCGUACAUUGCUGAAGAAUCUGGGUCAUUGGCUUGGCAUGUUAACGCUGGCUAAGUGCAAACCUAUAUUAACAAUGGACUUGAAUCUUAAAGCUCUCAUCUAUGAAGCCUACCAGAAAGGCAAUCAAGAGCUCUUGUAUGUAGUUCCUUUCUCAGCCAAAGUUUUAGAAUCUUGUGCAAAAAGCAAGAUUUUCUGUAAACCCAAUCCCUGGACUCUGUCUAUAAUGAAUGUUCUUGCUGAGCUUCACCAAGAGCCAGACCUGAAGCUCAACCUCAAGUUUGAGAUUGAAGUUCUGUGUAAAACUUUAAAUAUUGAUAUAGCAACAGAGUUGAAGCCUACCAAAUACUUGAGGGAUCCAACCAAGAUGGCUGUGUUAGAACAUCAACUGUCACCAGUUAAACCUCCAGAAGAUCCAGUUUCAGCUACUAUGCCUCAGCAGCCUACAGUAUUAACAAUGCCACCAAUGGCAGGGAUGCCACCAAUACAUAACCUGCCAGUACUACCACCUCCGCCUCCGAAUAUUCCACCCCCACCUGCCGUUGUCCCAUUGUCUGCUGGUCCGGGAGCUGGUGUGCUGCCGCUGCAACCAAAGUUUAGCAUUCAUGACAUCAACACCAACACCAGUCUGGCAGCCUUCUUACAGCAGCAUUUUGUGAUCAAUGAACAGGUGUUGUAUAUACAAGCCAACAUUUCCCUGAGAAACAGUGUGAUUGGAGCCAUUGAGAGUACAAUGCAGGACUUUGUUGUUCCUAUUACUGAGAGAGCUAUCAAAGUAGCUGUAGCCACUACUGAACAGAUAGUCAAAAAGGAUUUUGCUUUAGAUGCCGAUGAGAUUCGAAUGAGAAAUGCUGCUCAGGCUAUGGCAAGAAAUGUGUGCGCUGGUCUGGCGUUGAUCACUUCUAGGGAGCCAAUGGUGCAACAAUUGAAGCAUGCAAUACAGUCUGCACUGGCUAGUAACAUCCGUGGGCAAAACCCAGCCCAGUUGAAAGGUAUUGAAGACUCUGCAGUUAUCUUGGCCAAUGACAAUGUAGAAAUCUGUGCCAAUUAUAUCCAGAAACUGGCUGUAGAGAGAGUUGGAGGUGAAAUGGACAAAAAACUGGCUCCUGAAUAUGAAGCUCGUAAAAUUACCAGACAAGAAGGUCGCCGCUAUUAUGACCCUCAAGUUUUAACUUACCAAAAUGACCGUGUCCCUGAUCAGAUAAGCCUCAAGGUGGGCUCUAUAACUUCUCAACAAAUGGCUGUGUAUGAUGAAUUUGCUCGCCAUCUUCCUGGGUUCCAGCCACUGACAGACAUCAUGCUGCCAUCUGGUGCUCGACAGACAUCAACUAUGAGCAGUCAAGAAGAAUUGAGCCAUUUGUAUGAGAAAAUGGUCCAGGAGAUAGACAACCACAUGCACAUGAUGGCCAACCCUGCUGUAUUUAUUCCACACCUCCAGCAGUUGAUGCAGGCUAUUAAUGUAGCCCGUAAUACUUUAGACAAGAACACUGCUACUCAGCUGGUGCAGAAGGCUAUUGAAGGACUAUCUGAACAGUAUACUUUAACUACAAUGGCCGAUGGUGAAACACUGCUGAGAUUUAGAGAAUGCCAUUUGUUAGUUUUGAAGACUUUUGCAGAACAUAGAGCUUUUGGUAUGCCGUGGGUCAGUAAAGAAGUCACAAGAUGUUUGAUGCAAAGUAGAGAAGAUAAUCGCUACAAUCUGGAUGUGGUUGAGUUGCUGAUACGUAAUGGCUUUGUAAUGAUGCCUCAGUAUGAUUUGUAUCUUGCCUCUUUAAUGGAGAACGGACUGAAUCAGAUUGGGAUCAAUUUCACCACACAAUUAAUGCAGCGACUCUGUGUUGAUGACAAGUCAAGAGCACCACAACAGAUUUUCUCUGAGUCGGACUUCACCAACAGCAUAGAAGCUCUAAGUAUGAUUGGCUCCCGCUCACGUCAGACUCAACCAGAGAGUUUGCCUGCUCUCAUUGAGUCGCUGCGGGUUACCAACACUUCUGCUGACUCUUCAAGUCUAAUGGACCGUGUUCAUGGCAGUGUGACCUCCAUGAUGCAGACAGGCAUCACACAGGCUAGGGAAUUUGAUGACCCAGCUGGUCUUCAUGAGAAAACAGAGUAUUUGCUACGGGAAUGGGUCAACAUGUACCACUCUCCUCAAGCUGGACGAGACAGUUUCAAGGCAUUUAAUGCUUUUGUCCAACAGAUGCACACUCAAGGGAUUCUGAAGACAGAUGAUCUAAUAACUCGUUUCUUUCGCCUGUGCACCGAGAUGUGUGUAGACUUGUGCUAUAGAGCUCUGAGUGAACCAGGCCAGUCCACCACUAUGAUUCGAGCAAAGUGCUUUCAUACACUGGAUGCCUUUGUGCGGCUGAUAGCUCUGUUGGUGAAACAUUCUGGAGAAACAAAUACUGUGACAAAAAUCAAUUUACUGAACAAGGUGCUGGGCAUAAUGGCGGGAGUGCUGCUUCAGGACCAUGAAGUACGCUACACUGAGUUCCAGCAGCUCCCGUACCACAGGAUCUUCAUCAUGCUCUUCAUCGAACUGAAUGCUCCGGAGCCAAUACUGGAAGCAAUUAACUUUCAAGUCCUCACUGCUUUCUGUCAUGUGUUUCACAUCCUGCGUCCUGCUAAAGCUCCAGGGUUUGCUUAUGCCUGGCUGGAACUGAUAUCUCAUCGAGUGUUUAUUGGAAGAUUGUUGGCGCUUACUCCACACCAGAAGGGCUGGGGAUUCUAUGCUCAGUUGCUUGUGGACUUGUUCAAAUUUCUGGGACCUUUCUUAAGAAACGCAGAGAUGACCAAACCAAUGCAGUUGCUAUACAAGGGAACAUUGAGAGUUUUGCUGGUGCUGCUUCAUGACUUCCCAGAGUUCCUGUGUGACUACCACUAUACCUUCUGUGAUGUCAUACCGCCUAACUGUAUACAAAUGCGCAACCUCAUACUUAGUGCUUUCCCACGCACCAUGAGGCUGCCAGAUCCCUUCACGGUCAAUCUUGUAGUGGAGCACCUGCCAGACAUCAACAGAGCUCCAAGGAUUCUCACCAAUAUUGUUUCUUUGAUUCAGCCAGCUACUUUCAAAAAGGAUCUGGACUCUUAUUUGAAGAGCCGUUCACCAAUCACUUUCUUGUCUGAAUUGAAAAGCAAUUUGCAGGCCAAUCCCCAAGGUUGCCGCUAUGACAUCCCACUGAUCAAUGCCUUAGUCUUAUAUGUGGGAACUCAGGCCAUCCCACUGUUACUGACCAAGGGAGUCAGCAUGAGCACCAUUGCCCCAAGUUCUCAUAUGGACAUAUUCCAGAAUUUAGCUGUCAAUCUGGAUACUGAAGGUCGCUAUCUGUUUCUGACUGCUAUUGCUAACCAGCUGAGAUAUCCCAAUAGCCACACCCACUAUUUCAGUUGUGCUCUCCUCUAUCUCUUCAGACAGGCGAAUGAUCAGACUAUCCAGGAGCAGAUAACCAGAGUUCUCUUGGAGAGAUUGAUAGUGAAUCGUCCUCACCCAUGGGGACUUCUCAUCACUUUUAUUGAGCUCAUCAAAAACCCCUCCUACAAGUUCUGGGAACAUGAGUUUGUUCGUUGUGCGCCAGAAAUUGAAAAUAUUUUUAUGAAAAUGUUUCAGGCUCUUUGAAAAUGUGGCCCGCUCUUGUUACCAACAGAGGCAGCAAGCUCCGCAGCAAAACAUGCAACGAGAAGAAACUCAAGUGGAUUAGAUAUUCCUACUGGUGUUCAGUCUCUCGGGACUUGUGUGUGCAUUCUAUACUGUACAUUGGGAAUUUUAAAGUCUGACCCUGUGUUUUUUUUUAGCCUGACAGUAGUCAAUCCGUGAUGUAUUCCUACAGGAUUUUAUCCACCUGGUUUUUAACUUGAUUCCAUGUUCAGGAGAUUGAAAUCUAUUUUAAGCCACAGCACCCCCAUUGAACUGUUAAAUAUUUUUAGGUUUUGUAUAAAAGUUGAACAAUGCAUCUAUGUGUUGGCUGUGUACAGGGGAUGUGUACAUACUUUGUACAGGGAAAGGACUUGAUUUUAAAUGUAGACUCUGGAUAUUUUAUUCAUUCAUGCAGACAUGUGCAUUGAAAUAUUUUUUUUUUCCUCUUCUUUAUUUUCAUUCAUUUUAAUAUUAUCACUUGGUCAUUGAUGGUGUGGAUCAAAAAAUGUACAUUUGAUGUUUUGUAUUGUUUGCUUGUUGUGCCUGGGUAUCUAAGAUCACUUUGUACUCUGGAUCAUCUGAACUGGACUUUGUACUCUGGUCAACUGGACAAAGCCUUAGGAGGCCUGCAUGCUGUUGAGCACUUCAGUCUGCUACAUCUACUCAUCCCUCAGAAUAGUUUCAUUUUCUAUGUGCAAUUGAUCUUAGAUGCUUGUAGGCAGUUUGCCUUGACCUUAAAUGUGGCCUUGACCUAAUGACUACUUGUGCGGAAGUGUCAUUAGGUUCAAAGCUCUCAUUUCUUCCCUUUGUAUUAUAAGCUUCCCCUGACCUUAGAUUUGGGAUACAGUUUCUAUUUGUGUGUGUGUUUAUAGAUGAAAUGUAUAAUAAAUGUGUUAUUUGCAUUUAA